AGUUGAAGCGUCGUGCGCCAUCCCCGCUUCGUGAAUGGCCCCGUUAUGGAGGAGAUGCCGUUCCAGAGAGUCAAGAGGCGGCGGAGGAAGGGUCGCUGCCCGGCCGCCGCACCGCUGGACGCCAUCGCGUGCGAGGACGAGUUCAACAGCCACGAGCUGGAGGCUCUUUUCCAGAACUACAACCUGAAGCUGGAGCAGACGGCCACGCUCAAGGCGCUGGCGGUGCUGAUCGUCGCCGCGUCGUCGCUGUCCCUCGUGGAGCUGCUGUGCAACCCGCGCCUCAGCCUCUCCAAGGGCUCCAACCCGGUGCACUGCGUGGUUUUCCUCUCGCUCUUCAUCGUGACCAACGUGAAGUACCUGCAGGUGACGCAGCUGCAGCAAACGGCCAAGCUGGCGCUGCUCUUCAGCUUCACCUUCGCGCUGCUCUGCUGCCCCUUCCCGCUGGCCCUGGCCACGCCGGAGCCGGCGGGCUCCCCCGCGCCCGAGCAAGGCGUGUGGCAGCUCAUGCUGGUCACGCUGGUGGCGUACACGCUCCUGCCGGUGCGGACUCUGCUGGCCGUGCUCUUCGGCGUCAUGCUGGCGACGUCCCACUUUAUCGUCAUCUCCACGUCCAUCACCAGGAGGACGCGCGAGCUGUGGAGACCGUUGGCGGCCAACGCGGUGCUUUUCAGCAGUGUCAAUUUGUUGGGGGCGUUUGUGCGGAUUCUGACGGAGCGUACGCAGAGGAAAGUCUUCCUGCAGGCCCGCACCUGCAUCGAGGAGCGGCUCAGACUGGAAGACGAAAACGAGAAGCAGGAGCGUCUGCUAAUGAGUCUGCUGCCCAGGAACGUUGCCAUGGAGAUGAAGGAGGACUUUCUGAAGCCCCCCGAGAGGAUCUUUCACAAGAUCUACAUUCAACGUCACGACAAUGUCAGCAUAUUGUUUGCCGAUAUUGUGGGCUUCACGAGCCUGGCUUCUCAGUGCACCGCGCAGGAGUUGGUCAAGUUGCUCAAUGAGCUCUUUGGGAAGUUUGAUGAACUUGCUACGGAGAAUCACUGCAGGCGAAUCAAGAUCCUGGGGGACUGUUAUUACUGUGUCUCAGGAUUGACCCAACCCAAGGCUGACCACGCCCACUGCUGUGUAGAAAUGGGCCUUGACAUGAUUGACACCAUCGCGUCAGUGGUUGAGGCAACGGAGGUGGACUUGAAUAUGCGUGUGGGCCUCCACACGGGACGAGUGCUGUGCGGCGUGCUGGGCCUCAGGAAAUGGCAGUAUGAUGUCUGGUCAAACGAUGUCACUUUGGCCAACGUGAUGGAGGCCGGAGGAUUGCCCGGUAAGGUUCACAUCACAAGAACCACCCUGGAGUGUUUGAAUGGCGACUACGAGGUGGAACCGGGCUUUGGCCACAAGAGACACGCCUUCCUCCAGAAACACCACAUCGAGACCUUUUUCAUCGUGCCAUCGCACCGACGCAAAAUCUUUCCUGGUUUAAUUCUGUCCGACAUCAAACCGGCCAAGAGGAUGAAGUUCAAGACGGUGUGCUACCUGCUCGUGCAACUGAUGCACUGCAGGAAAAUGUUCAAGGCGGAGAUCCCCUUCUCAAACGUCAUGACCUGUGAGGACGAUGACAAGCGGAGAGCUUUAAGGACCGCAUCCGAGAAGUUAAGGAGUCGGACAUCUUUCUCAGCCGCCACCGUCCAGCACUCACCGGCGACACGAGUCAACCGCUACAUCGGACGCCUCAUCGAAGCUCGGCAGACUGAGUCGGGGACGUCGGAUCUCAACUGCGUCACCUUGUUCUUCCGGAACAGGGACAGGGAGCGCGGGUACAACCAGAUGUGUGACGACCAUUUCAUCGGCGCCGUGGUUGUCUCUCUGAUCCUGGCGGCAUUUUCUGGCCUGCUCUAUCUGCUGAUGAUUCCACAGGGCCUGCUGGUAUUGCUUCUCUUGGUCUUGUGUGUCUGUUUUCACGUGGCCUGUGUCAUGUACUUGCAUCUUACCAGUGUUCAGUGCCAACCAGGCUGCCUGACCAUCCAGAUACGAACGGUCGUGUGUGUCUCCCUGGUCUUGCUCUCUUAUUCGGUUGCGCAGGCCUGCAUGGUUGGAUUCAUACCACGGGGUCAAGUUCAAGUCAUAUCCAACAACUCGUUCCAGGAUUCCCCCACAGAGAUGUUUGGCGACGACCCGGCCAACGCCACAGCCGCAGAAAGAGCUGGCCCGAGCAUGGCCUAUGCGCUCUUGUCCUGUCUGGCUGGCACGCUCACCAUUGUCCCCUACCUCAGAGUAUCUUCGCUCCCAAAAAUCCUCCUGCUCUUCUUUCUGUCUGCGACCUACACGGUCAUCGUAGAGAUCAGUGGCUAUCGGCAAGCCGUCGGCGCCGGCUUUCCGCACACUCGGGGUUCUGAUCCCGUCCUGGCUGUGUUGCUGUUCUCCGGAGCUCUGGCUCUCCACUCGAGGCAACUCGACCUCAAGCUGCGUUUUGACUACCUGUGGGCCACUCAGGCAGAAGAGGAGAGAGACGACAUGGAGAAAGUGAAGCUGGACAACAAGAGGAUCCUGUUCAAUCUGCUGCCGGCGCACGUGGCCCAACACUUCCUCAUGUCCAACCCCAGGAACAUGGAUUUGUACUACCAGUCGUACGCUCAGGUCGGAGUCCUGUUCGCUUCGAUCGCCAACUUCAACGACUUCUACAUCGAGUUGGAUGGAAAUAACAUGGGCGUCGAGUGUCUCAGGCUGCUCAAUGAGAUCAUCGCCGACUUUGAUGAGCUGAUGGACAAAGAGUGCUACCGGGAUAUUGAGAAAAUCAAGACGAUUGGCAGUACGUACAUGGCCGCCGUGGGGCUCGUUCCGACGAGCGGCUCCAAGGCAAAAAACUCCGUCGCUUCACACCUAUGCACCGUAGCCGAUUUUGCCAUUGAGAUGUUCGACGUCCUGGAUGCAAUUAACUAUCAGUCUUAUAAUGACUUUGUGCUGCGAGUAGGAAUCAAUGUGGGUCCAGUGGUGGCGGGCGUCAUCGGGGCCAGGCGGCCUCAGUAUGACAUCUGGGGAAACACCGUCAACGUCGCGAGCCGAAUGGACAGUACCGGAGUCCAAGGCAAAAUACAGGUGACCGAAGACGUCUAUCGCGUCAUCGCAAACCACUAUCACUUUGUUUGCCGGGGCCAAGUCAGUGUCAAGGGCAAAGCAGCGCCGCACCGCGGAGCCGCGCUCGAGCGCCUCGGGCCGAGGCAACGUGUGCACCAGGUUAAGCCCGGCCCCCACGGUGACCACCUACGCCGCCGUCAGGACCGCCAGCCCCCGCGCGGCCAAAGCCACGAGCUCCGCCAGCACCGCGAGGUACCUGCCGUCCGUCCCCACGGAGCGAGUGUGAUGGCCACCGUCUCCAUAGUUACAGUGGAAAGUCUUUUUUUUUUAAAAAAUGAGGGCGGAGCCUGGAAAGCCGAGAGAAGCGGAGGAGGAGUUUCUCCCACUUCUCUCGCGGGGGCGCAGCGUGGCCAAAGUCUUGACUGCAUCAGGACUAAUCCUAGCCCGCCUGGAUUGGACGGCCCUCUCCCAUGCCCCCCCCCCCCCCCACCAUGCUCAAGUCCCGUUUGUUGUUUGACGCCAAGGGUGUCGUGACCAGGAUACAGGAUGCCCUGUCGUCAACAGCCAAGGAUGUGUCCAGGACUUCAGUGGAAACUCUCAAGUGUAUCCGCACGUCUGUAAGCAAAAUCAGCCUCAAAACACGCACAGCUCAUCGUGUAGCACGCAAGUCUCUUGCUUGCAAAUUCCUUUAACGACAUGAGCCCAGCCCCUUUUUCCGCAGGG
Hippocampus comes (tiger tail seahorse) is the source of this 3786-nucleotide messenger RNA. RefSeq names its product adenylate cyclase 1a (gene adcy1a). The record is from RefSeq and is a predicted model, not a curated record. Gene Ontology annotation, molecular function: adenylate cyclase activity. NCBI's taxonomy places the organism in Eukaryota, Metazoa, Chordata, Actinopteri, Syngnathiformes, Syngnathidae. The transcript is spliced from 21 exons. Gene Ontology annotation, cellular component: plasma membrane. Gene Ontology annotation, biological process: adenylate cyclase-activating G protein-coupled receptor signaling pathway; intracellular signal transduction; cAMP biosynthetic process. Bases 46 to 3597 code for a protein of 1183 amino acids.